GUGCGGAGUCGGGUGGCAGCGCAGUGAGAGCAGGGACACUCGACCUGCCACUGGAAUACGCCGUGCAUUCGGAGAGCAGGUGCGAGGGGGACGUGUAAGGAGAAAUGUACCACGUGACUAAAGCAAUCGACGUCCCAGCAUUCUCUGCGGGAGAGCGGCAAAACACGUGCGAUUGUGUUGUGAUCUGCCGGGCGCGAACGGCGCAACGCUGAGACCGUUUGCGGUCGCGUACUACGUAGUACUUUUGUGCAACGCCGACGCAUCCCACGUUUCCGCCUGAGAAAGAUUAUAUGAUAUCAUGGAUUGUGAAGCCCAGCGCAUUAUGCUUUCUAUUAUUCAGGGCAAGUCGCCGUCUUCAACAGAAGCGGCUGUUCUGUCCACUUAUGCUACCCAAAAGCAAGCAAGUCUGAUGAUACCAGAGACCAGCAUCCCAGAUGCAGUGCUGCGUACCAGUUCGGCUGCCAAUAAGCAAAUACCAGCAAGUGAUGGAGGGUGCAUGGAGGCUGGACCAUCAUGCAUUCCAACUGGGGGUGGUGGUACAGAUGUAAUCCUGCAAAGAAGUUUGUCAUGCAUUACACCAGCACCAAAUAACGGGAAGGCGCAAGCUCAGGCGAGACUAUCGGGCAUCAGGAAAGGAGGUGGUGCUGCUGAAUGGACCGAGGGACAGACAAAGCUGCUGCUAGAGUACUACUAUAAGUACUUCCCACAGAUUGGCCCGUUCAAGAAAUUUAAAAACAAGAAACAGGCUUUCAAGCAAAUCUCCAUGGAUGUUGAAGCUAUACUUGGCAUCAAGAAAACACCAGAACAAUGUGAGAACCGCUACAAGACUGUGAUCAGACGUCGCAAGGCUGCCUCAGACAACAACAACAGAUCUGGAGCAUCACCGAGCCCUGUGCCAUUCGACGACGAGAUUCGCAAAAUAGAAACCAUUGACGACAGCAUUGAACCAGAAGUGCAAAGAGAUGCCUCAGGGGUUAUUUUCAAGGACUCGCCGGAAUCUCCAAGCCUUGUCUCACCAAAUGCAGAGAGCAUUGAGAAAAGUGAAAGCCAGUCGCCAAAUGCUGAUGUAAAACCGCGUUCAAGCACUGUACGCCUGCAACACAUGCAAUUGUUUUUUUCUGAAAUGAAGGCAAUAAAUGAAGAGCGGGAGUGUCGGAAAGCUGCCAGAGAUGCCGAGAAAGAAAACCGCAGAGCUCAACGGCAAGUAGAGCGACAGGCACUUCUUGACGAAAGGCGCAAAAUGCACAAUGAGAAAAUGGAAAUUUUGCGUCAAGCCUUCGGUCUUCAGAAAUAAAAUAUUUCAUAUUCAGGACUAGUACAAGAGACGUUGAAACGACGGGACAACAUGCAAAAAUUGCGAGUUGUCCUGCCCUUUAUGCUUUUGAAUUCCGUGUUAUGUGCUAGUCCUAAAUAUGUCUACUAUACAAC
This is a messenger RNA of Dermacentor silvarum, 1428 nucleotides long. RefSeq lists its product as uncharacterized. The record is from RefSeq and is a predicted model, not a curated record. The transcript is spliced from 5 exons. NCBI's taxonomy places the organism in Eukaryota, Metazoa, Arthropoda, Arachnida, Ixodida, Ixodidae. Bases 299 to 1294 code for a protein of 331 amino acids.